Molecule: messenger RNA, 1847 nt
Organism: Podospora bellae-mahoneyi
Lineage: Eukaryota; Fungi; Ascomycota; Sordariomycetes; Sordariales; Podosporaceae
Exons: 3
Coding region: 338-1663 (441 amino acids)
Cellular component (GO): mitochondrion
Molecular function (GO): acyl-CoA dehydrogenase activity; flavin adenine dinucleotide binding
Source: RefSeq, a predicted model, not a curated record
GCCGUUGGAAGCGGAUUGCCUGUGGUGUGCCAUUCGGUGCUGUAUUCCUCGCUGUGUCCUCUGGGGGGGAAUGCAUCGUUAAGUGCUACUUGGCGGGUCCGUUUCCGUUGAAGAGAAACCGCCCCUCCGAACAUAGAUCGAAACUAGAGCAGUUCCUCCGGUGUGGUAUAAAGACCGUUUAAGCUGCCCACCCUCCUUUUGUCCCUGGACUUUUUGUUUUUCUUGUGAUUCCGUUUUCGAUUUCCCGGUGCACCAUCCCAUACCGUUCAACGUCUACCCCGCCCUUUGUAGCGUUCCAACCGUCGUCUGUACCCUCCCUACGUUUAACAUCACCGAGAUGAGGCCCUUCGCGAGAGCAUUGCGCCCUGCUGUGCGUAGAAGUCUGGCUGUUUCUGCUCCCAGGAUAGCCAGCGGGAGAACGGCUGCUCUUCCUGCUGUUCAGAUCGCUGCCCGUCCUCUUUCUACCACUGCUCCUCGCCGCGAUCCCAGCCUUGCCGAUGUCGCCCCAACACCCAUCACCCACUUCUCCGAGACCGAGGUCGCCAUGGCCGAGGCGGUCCAAAAGUUCGCCAACGACGUCAUCCUGCCCAAGGUUCGCGACAUGGACGAGGCCGAGGAGAUGGACCCCACCAUCGUCGAGCAGCUCUUUGAGCAGGGUAUCAUGGGUGUUGAGAUUCCCGAGGAGUACGGUGGUGCCGGCAUGAACUUCACCGCUGCGAUUGUUGGUAUUGAGGAAUUGGCCCGUGUCGACCCAUCGGUAUCCGUCAUGGUGGACGUCCACAACACCCUCGUCAACACUGCUGUGAUCAGGUGGGGUAGCGAAACCCUCAAGAAGAAGUACCUCCCCAAGCUGGCCACCAACACCGUUGGCUCCUUCUGCUUGUCCGAGCCGGUUAGCGGUUCUGACGCUUUCGCCCUGGCCACCAAGGCUACCCCUACCGAAAAUGGGUACAAGAUCAACGGCAGCAAGAUGUGGAUCACAAACAGCAUGGAGGCCGAAUUCUUUAUUGUUUUCGCCAACCUCAAGCCUGAGCAGGGAUACAAGGGUAUCUCCGCCUUCAUCGUUGACAAGGGCAUGAAGGGCUUCAGCAUCGCCAAGAAGGAGAAGAAGCUCGGCAUCAAGGCCAGCAGCACCUGCGUUCUCAACUUUGACGAUGUGGAGGUCCCCAAGGAGAACCUCCUCGGUCAGGAGGGCCAGGGUUACAAGUACGCCAUCCAGAUCCUGAACGAGGGCCGUAUCGGUAUUGGUGCUCAGAUGACCGGUCUUGCUCUCGGUGCGUGGGAGAAUGCUGUCAAGUAUGUGUGGAACGACCGCAAGCAGUUUGGAAAGUUAGUUGGCGAGUUCCAGGGUAUGCAGCACCAGAUUGCGCAGUCUUACACCGAGAUUGCGGCGGCGCGCGCGUUAGUGUACAAUGCUGCUCGCAAGAAGGAGGCCGGCGAGGAUUUCGUCAUGGACGCUGCCAUGGCCAAGCUUUACGCCUCCCAGGUCGCUGGCCGUGUGAGCGGGUUGGCGGUGGAGUGGAUGGGUGGUAUGGGCUUCGUCCGUGAGGGUCUGGCUGAGAAGUUCUUCCGUGACAGCAAGAUUGGCGCCAUCUAUGAGGGCACGAGCAACAUUCAGCUCAACACCAUUGCGAAGAUGUUGCAAAAGGAGUAUACCGCUUAGGUUGUUUUCUUUUGUCACUCUGUUUGAAGCAUACAUUUGAACCGGAGUUAUCUUUUUGCAUGGGCGAUUUCCUUGGGCCUGAAAAUGGAGGGCUUGUUUUUGCCUCGUUGAGAGCUAUAAAGCAUAUGAAUACCAUUUACACAAUACAUAUCGUGAAUGAACCAGGAUCUGCUUGUCUUGCGGU